Molecule: messenger RNA, 267 nt
Organism: Colletotrichum acutatum
Lineage: Eukaryota; Fungi; Ascomycota; Sordariomycetes; Glomerellales; Glomerellaceae
Exons: 2
Source: RefSeq, a predicted model, not a curated record
AUGAAGUACACCAUUGCCGUAUCUUUCCUUGCCGCCCUUGUGGCCGCCGAGACCAUCGAUCAGCUUGUUGCCGAGAUUCCCACUUGCGCGGUCACUUGCAUCCGUGACGGUGCCCAGUCUGUCAACUGCGAUAUCACAGACUUUGCCUGCUCUUGCGGAAAGGUCGAGCAGCUCACAGCCAAGGUCGUGCCCUGCCUUGCUUCCUCCGGCUGCAGCUCAACAGAUCAAGCCACGGUACUCCAGCUCGCCUCUCAGAUCUGCGCCCAG